AUGGAAGAACUGAAGCGGCGUCGAGGAGGAUUGAGGAGUGCUCUUUCUCGCUCGAUCAAUGGAGCAUUGGAGAAGCUCACCGAAGCAGAUCUUCAGGAGGAAGAAAUCGAGGUCCUGACUGCACAGCUAAAGAAGAAACUGGAGAAGUUGGAGGCAGUGGACGCAGAACUGGAGGUCCUCUGGACAGAACAAGAACUCGAGGCCGAACAACAAGAAAGCUUUGAAUAUAGUGCCCGAGCGACAGCGCUAUUGGCGAGGCUACAGUUUCGUGUGCAAAGACUGAAUUCAGUAGCCAGUUUGCGUGGGAGUCAUCGUUCCGAAGAAAGGCCUGUUGGCGACUCAACCGCAUCCGGCCUGCAGAUCAGGUUGCCGAAGUUGAACCUAGUCAAAUUCAACGGGCAACGAAAGGACUGGGUGGCAUUUUGGGAACAGUUUCGGCAAGUCAUUCAUGACAAUGGGAGGCUUUCCGUUUGCGAGAAGUUCAGCUACUUGAGGUCAGCUCUCACUGGGGAAGCUGCAGCAGCAAUAUCUGGACUGCCACCUACAGAAAGGUGCUACAAUGACGCACUUGAAAUUUUGAAAGGUCGUUACGGGAAUGAAGCCCUGCAAAUAGAGGACCACAUGGCGAGGCUCAUGGGAUUACAACCAGUCAGGUCCCACCAGGAUGCAAAGGGUCUCAGGAAGCUCCAUGACGAGCUGUCAUCGCAUACAAGAGCUCUGAAGGCAUUAGGAGUCUCGGAGGAGUCGUUUUCGUCAAUGUUGUACUCCCUAAUGCUUCGCCUGAUACCACAAGGCAUCGUUGUGGAAUUCAACAGAAGGAUGCUGGAGGCAGAAGAUGGAUCUCCAGAGGAAGGGGGAUCUCGAGAGGAGACGCCCAACGGACAAGGUGACAGAGAAAAUCCAUCACCUUCCAGCGGGGAGCACGUCGCUAAGUUACGUAAAUUCAUCAAGUUCCUACGAGUGGAGGUAGAAUGCUUGGAAAGAACGCUUACUGCUCAAGGAACAAGAAAAGAUACAGGAGAUGGAUUUCCAAAAAUGAAAGGCGCUCGAAAGCAGCGUACAAAGGGAUCAGCGAGACUGUCGUCAGCAGCAGCACUAGUCAACACUACAGAUCAGCUGUCGGAUUGUUUCUUUUGCAAGUCACGGGAUCACCGGACCACGGAGUGCGACACACGGAUGUCACAGGAUGACAAGCUGCGAAGGCUGCAGGAGGCAGGACGAUGUUUCCGAUGCACCUGGCCAAACCACGUAUCGAGGAAAUGUUGGAGGAAGGUGAACUGCGGUAAGUGCCAAGGAAGGCACGCGGCUUCGGUGUGCAAUCAUCGUAGAGGAGAUGAAGAGGCGAUUCAAGACCGCGCAGCGGAUGGAACAACUCAACUGAGUUUAGAGCUGUUGAACGAAGAUUAUGCUCCUACGACUGUUUUGCAGACCACAGUUGCUUGGUGCAAAGGGGAAAAAGAGCAACGGAAAUGUAAGGUGAUGUUCGACACCGGCAGUCAACGCUCGUUCGUGACCAAGCAGAUCGCCCAGACGCUCCACUGCAGGACGGUGGGAGAAGAGACUGUAAAAGUAGGAGUGUUUGGAGGGCAAGAGGAAGAGCGGCUAGUAUAUAGACGAGUUCGACUGAGACUGCAAAGUAUAUACAACGAGAACGAGUACGACCUGGAAGUCCUGGUAACGGAUACCAUAUGUACACAGAGGACACCAAGACCGGGAUCCGGAAUACUGGACCAGAUGAAAGAGAGACAGCUAGCUGUGCAACAUUUGACGUGCGCAGAAAGCCAAGGACCAGUGCAAGUUCUCAUCGGCACAGAUGUGUACUGGGAUCUGGUGACAGGAGAAGUGAUCAGGUUAGGAUGA
This is a messenger RNA of Ornithodoros turicata, 1860 nucleotides long. RefSeq lists its product as uncharacterized. Bases 1 to 1860 code for a protein of 619 amino acids. NCBI's taxonomy places the organism in Eukaryota, Metazoa, Arthropoda, Arachnida, Ixodida, Argasidae. The transcript has a single exon. The record is from RefSeq and is a predicted model, not a curated record. Gene Ontology annotation, molecular function: nucleic acid binding; zinc ion binding.